Molecule: messenger RNA, 1182 nt
Organism: Myzus persicae (green peach aphid)
Lineage: Eukaryota; Metazoa; Arthropoda; Insecta; Hemiptera; Aphididae
Product: succinate dehydrogenase [ubiquinone] iron-sulfur subunit-like
Exons: 7
Coding region: 128-1000 (290 amino acids)
Biological process (GO): aerobic respiration; tricarboxylic acid cycle; respiratory electron transport chain
Cellular component (GO): mitochondrial membrane
Molecular function (GO): electron transfer activity; 2 iron, 2 sulfur cluster binding
Source: RefSeq, a predicted model, not a curated record
UCUUUUCUAUGUCCCAAGUUGCAAUUCCCAACCAACUCCUGAGCCUGAAAUUGUCAUAGUUGUUCUAUUCCUUUUACCUCUUCUGAAAACAAAUAGUUUUGUUGAAUUUAUAAUUUUGAUUAACAUUAUGGCUGGGUUAGGCAUUGUGGAAACGUCUGCCAUGCGUUUACUAAAACAACCCUUCACACAGCAAAUUAAGCAGAUUCAUAUAUCAAGUGCUUUAGCAGCUAGUGAUGGGGCUGCUGUAGAUAAAACGCCAAGAAUCAAAACUGUCCAAGUAUAUAGAUGGAAUCCGGAAACUCCCGAAGUUAAGCCAAAAAUGCAAGAUUACAAGGUUGAUCUGAGUUCUUGUGGACCUAUGGUUUUGGAUGUAUUGAUUAAAAUCAAGAACUCUGAAGAUUCAACAUUGACAUUUAGACGUUCUUGUCGUGAAGGUAUUUGUGGUUCUUGUGCUAUGAACAUUGGAGGAGUCAAUACAUUAGCCUGUAUUAGCGGUGUCAAUACUGAUUUGUCAAAGCCAUUGAAAAUAUAUCCAUUGCCUCAUAUGUAUGUUGUCAAGGACUUAGUGCCAGACAUGAAAUUGUUUUACAAACAGUACGCUUCUAUUGAACCAUGGUUACAUACUGAUGUAACACCAACCGACAAAAAAGAACAUUUGCAACAUACAUACGAUAGAGAGAAGCUUGAUGGUUUGUAUGAAUGUAUUUUGUGCGCAUGUUGUUCCACAUCAUGCCCUUCAUACUGGUGGAACUCUGAGAAAUAUCUUGGACCGGCAGUUCUUAUGCAGGCAUAUCGUUGGAUUAUUGAUUCGAGAGAUAAAGCUACAGCUGAACGUUUAGAUAAAAUGAGAGAUCCUUUUUCAGUUUUUCGUUGUCACACAAUUAUGAAUUGUACCAAGACAUGCCCUAAGGGUUUGAAUCCUGGUAGAGCUAUAGCACGCAUCAAGAGUCUACUUUCUGGAGUGACCAACAAGGAAGAACCAAAAGCUAUCAAACAAUAAAACACUACUCGAAACUUUGAUAGUAUUAUAAUAAUUUUCAGUAGUAUUUUUCAAGCUUUGAAAAUUAAAUAUAAACCAAAAUUCUGGUAACAAAGUAUUUUAUCUUACUAUUUUGUGGAUUAUAGAUUCAGAAAUUAAUGUCAGCUUAUUUAUUGUUAAAAAUAAAAUACUAUUAUUAUAAC